ACAAGAAUAGCUUCAGCUGUCAUUGUUCAAGAAUUAAAUAAUUCUCAUGAAUCUGUGCAAGCAUUAUUACUGGAAUUGAUUGUUGCAAAGGAACUAAGAAUAGCAAACGUGAGAUACAAUAUUCCAAAACCUUUUUUCCUGAUUAUUGCAGUAUUGCCUCAUGGAUACAAUCGAUUAGCAAUAUCAUCACAGUUGGAAAUCAAGGCUCUCUCAGAAAAGGCCAAUAGAGUGCACGUCAGUAUUGAUAUUAAUCGCUACAUUAGGGAUAUUGUUGUCGGCAUACGCACUCAUCCUCUUGUGAAAGGUGGACUUACUGCUCGAUGCAGCCAGGACCUUGUUAUAGUUUUGAAGUAA
Molecule: messenger RNA, 354 nt
Organism: Mycotypha africana
Lineage: Eukaryota; Fungi; Mucoromycota; Mucoromycetes; Mucorales; Mycotyphaceae
Exons: 2
Source: RefSeq, a predicted model, not a curated record